UCAGCGUAACAGAUGAGGUGGCCCCAAACACCAGGCGAGGCUCCUGAUGCUGACCUGAUGGUGAGCCCCUUCUCCCUGGGGCUCCGUGGCUGCUGGGCUCUGCCUCAAACAGAACCCAACGACUUGACUCUGAAAAUUUACAGAGCUGAAUCAUACGCUGGUCUCCAAGAGUUUAAGGCAGCUAUAGAAGAUUUAAAUGCAGUUCUCUUUCAACUGCCAGAUUGGCCUGAGGUCUACUUCAGGAAAGGAAAAGUCCUCCAUGAUGCUGGUUUUUUAGGUGAUGCCUUACAACUGUUUCUUCAGUGCUUAGCGCUGGAUGAAGAUUUUGCACCCGCACGGCUAGAAGUAGAAAAGAUUUUAUGUGAUUUAUUAUCACCUGAAAACUUAAAAGAAGGUCUGAAGGACUCUUCCUGGAGUUCAUUACCAUGUAUUAAAAACAAACCUUUUGGUUUUCCUUCAUUAAUGGAAGAGUCUCACUCUGCCAGUGAGCUUAGCCCAGAGCAGAGUGAAAACAUAGCAGCAGUCACUUCGGAGCUUGUCAAAGGAAGCUUAAACCGGGCUCGGUCAACACAGGCUAUAAAUUCAACAGAAAUGCCUGCCAGAGAGGACUGUUUAAAAAGAGUGUCCUCAGAACCUUUACUAUCUCUUCAGGAGAAAGGUGUUCUGCUGAAAAGAAAGUUGUCUCUGUUAGACCAGGAUGUGAUUGUAAAUGAAGAUGGAAGAAAUAAGCUGAAAAGACAGGGAGAAACUCCCAAUGAAGUCUCUACGUUUUCAUUAACUUACGGUGACAUCCCAGAAGAAUUAAUAGAUGUCUCAGAUUUUGAGUGUUCCCUCUGCAUGAGGUUGUUUUUUGAGCCAGUAACAACCCCCUGCGGACAUUCAUUCUGUAAGAAUUGUCUUGAGCGUUGUUUAGAUCACACACCGUAUUGUCCCCUUUGCAAAGAAAGCUUAAAAGAGUAUCUAGCAGAUAGGAGGUACUCUGUCACACAGCUGUUGGAAGAUUUGAUAGUGAAGUAUCUGCCUGAUGAACUGUCUGAGAGAAAAAAAAUAUAUGAUGAAGAAACUGCUGAACUCUCACACUUGACCAAGAAUGUUCCAAUAUUUGUUUGCACUAUGGCCUACCCCACUGUGCCUUGCCCUCUUCAUGUAUUUGAGCCAAGAUACAGAUUGAUGAUUCGAAGAAGUAUACAGACUGGAACUAAACAAUUUGGGAUGUGUGUCAGUGAUACACAAAAUAGUUUUGCAGAUUAUGGCUGUAUGUUACAAAUUAGAAAUGUACAUUUUUUGCCUGAUGGAAGGUCUGUGGUUGAUACCGUCGGAGGAAAGCGGUUUAGGGUUUUAAAAAGAGGAAUGAAAGAUGGAUAUUGCACUGCAGACAUUGAAUAUCUGGAAGAUGUGAAGGUUGAGGAUGAAGAUGAGCUAGAGAAUCUCCGACAGCUUCAUGAUUUGGUCUACUCUCAAGCCUGCGGCUGGUUUCAGAAUCUGAGAGACAGAUUUCGAAGCCAAAUUCUUCAGCACUUUGGAUCGAUGCCUGGAAGGGAGGAAAACCUACAGGCAAUCCCUAACGGACCCGCCUGGUGUUGGUGGCUUCUUGCUGUCCUACCUGUCGACCCCCGAUACCAGCUGUCAGUUUUGUCAAUGAGGUCUUUGAAAGAACGCUUGACAAAGAUACAGCAUAUACUGACCUAUUUUUCUAGAGACCAGUCUAAGUAACUGCUCGGAGCUUCCCCUGAAGUUACCCUAAUCUGGCUGUGCUGACAGCCAGAUUGUCUGCUGCCUUCGCACACCCAGUGCUGGUUUGAGAAAUGUAAGGAAACUUUUUUUUUUCCCCUUCAACCUCCUGAAUCGUGUGGUUCUGCAAACGAAUACCUUCAACUAGGAUUUAGACCACUAAGAACUUGCACAGAAAAACACACACUGAAUGUGUGUCAAACCUCUACAUUGUGAUGAAGUUGCACUAUGUACCAUACUCUAAAUGAAAUGAGAACUGUGUGUGUAUGUGGGUGAGUGUUGAGUGUAUGUGUGGGUUGAAUGGGUGCAUUUUCUCUGGCUUUAAAAUUUUAAAAGAAAAAAAAAAAGCCAUAGAGAGCAGGACUUGCCGAGGGUCAUUUAUUGCCCACGUUUACAACAGUAGCGAUACAAGUUUUUGCAAACUGAAUUUGCCUCAGAUUUCUCUGUCCUAAUGCUUAUAUUUGCACAAGUAUGUAAACUAUGGUAUUGAGUAUCACUCUUUGUUGGAAAUACCGCUUUUGCUGAACUGUCUUGACCAUUGACUAUGACACAGUUUCUUAUUUAUGUAAAUACUUGCAUCCCAAUAGCCUACAGGCAUCGGAUGCAGAACCUAGAGCCAGUUUUCAGGAACAAUUGCAAACCUGACUUGGUACUGUGCAUCUAUUCAUAAAACACUUAAAACUGUGAAAAUAUGGUUUACACUUAACUGUACAUAAAGGUAAAUAGAGAACUCCGUUCAGUACCAGUUAGUUUGUACAUUUUAGGGGGGCUUUUCACAUUAACUGCCCAUCUAUGUAAUUUAUAGUUUGAUGUGAUGUAUUGAUUUAAAAAAAAUUAAAUAGUAUAAACUCAUUAAGGAUCUGAGGGAAGAGAAGAAGCUUAAUGUAGGACUAAGCUUUUAAAGUAUGUUUCGUUUUGUUUUGAAAUGCUGGUCUUGGUGCAAACGUUAGUUCUGCCUUAUUCAUAUCACAGUUAGAGCACCACGUGGCGACAUGGUCUGUACUCAUGCUGCCCUGGAUACUUUUGUAUUAUUUGUUGCAAACUUGUGACUGUCCCUCUUAAUUUUCUUUUAUGUAAGUAAUUUGUAAAAGUUUCUUAAAUUUUUCGCUUUGGCUUAUUUAAUUUUGAAUAAAAGCUAAAUUCAUAAUA
Messenger RNA from Vicugna pacos (alpaca), 2880 nucleotides. NCBI's taxonomy places the organism in Eukaryota, Metazoa, Chordata, Mammalia, Artiodactyla, Camelidae. The record is from RefSeq and is a predicted model, not a curated record.